AUGGCCGUUAAGCAAAUUCAUUCUCGUUACGUUUACGACUCCAGAGGAAACCCAACUGUGGAAGUUGACUUGACUACUGACAAGGGCUUAUUCAGAUCAAUUGUACCAUCUGGUGCUUCCACUGGUAUCCAUGAAGCUCUUGAAUUGAGAGACGGUGACAAAUCCAAAUGGCUUGGAAAAGGUGUCACCAAGGCUGUUUCCAACGUCAAUGACAUCAUUGCCCCUGCUCUCAUCAAGGCCAACUUGGACCUCACCAACCAACAGUCCGUCGACGAUUUCCUCAACUCGUUGGAUGGAACUCCUAACAAAUCCAAAUUGGGUGCUAACGCCAUUCUUGGAGUUUCUCUUGCUGCUGCUAAGGCUGGAGCUGCCGAGAAGGGUGUUCCUCUUUACCAACACUUGGCUGACAUUUCCGGUGCUAAAUCCGACAAAUUUGUGUUGCCAGUUCCUUUCCAAAAUGUGCUCAAUGGUGGUUCGCACGCCGGUGGUGCAUUGGCUUUCCAGGAGUUUAUGAUUGUGCCAACCGGUGCUCCUUCUUUCUCCGAAGGUCUCAGAAUCGGUUCCGAGGUUUACCACACCUUGAAGUCAUUGACCAAAAAGAAGUACGGUACUUCCGCCGGAAACGUUGGUGACGAAGGUGGUGUUGCUCCUAACAUUGGCUCGCCAAGAGAAGCCUUGGACUUGAUUGUCGAUGCCAUUGACAAGGCUGGUUACAAGGGUAAGGUUGGAAUUGCUUUGGACGUGGCUUCUUCCGAAUUCUACAAGGAUGGUAAGUACGACUUGGACUUUAAGAACCCAGACUCCGACAAGUCCAAGUGGUUGUCCGGUGAACAAUUGGCCUCUUUGUACGAGGAAUUGAUCAACGAAUACCCAAUUGUGUCCAUUGAGGACCCCUUUGCUGAGGAUGAUUGGGACGCUUGGGUGCACUUCUUCGCCAAGGUUUCCGACAAGAUCCAAAUUGUUGGUGACGAUUUGACCGUUACCAACCCUCUCAGAAUCGCUACUGCCAUCGAGAAGAAGGCCGCCAACGCUUUGUUGUUGAAGGUGAACCAAAUUGGUUCUCUUUCCGAGUCCAUCAGAGCCGCCAACGACUCCUACGGUGCCAAAUGGGGUGUCAUGGUCUCUCACAGAUCUGGUGAGACCGAAGACACUUUCAUUGCUGAUUUGUCUGUCGGUUUGAGAUCGGGUCAAAUCAAGACCGGUGCUCCAGCCCGUUCCGAGAGAUUGGCCAAGUUGAACCAAAUUCUCAGAAUCGAAGAGGAGUUGGGUGACAAGGCUAUUUACGCCGGUAAGGACUUCCAAGCUGCUCACUUCUUGUAA
Molecule: messenger RNA, 1320 nt
Organism: Meyerozyma guilliermondii ATCC 6260
Lineage: Eukaryota; Fungi; Ascomycota; Pichiomycetes; Serinales; Debaryomycetaceae
Gene: ENO1
Product: phosphopyruvate hydratase
Exons: 1
Coding region: 1-1320 (439 amino acids)
Biological process (GO): glycolytic process
Cellular component (GO): phosphopyruvate hydratase complex
Molecular function (GO): phosphopyruvate hydratase activity; magnesium ion binding
Source: RefSeq, a predicted model, not a curated record